AUGUUGGAUAAUCUAUCAACUGAUCAUGAAAAUUUCUUAGAUAUUCUUCUGUUACUAGGUAAAUAUGAUAUUCAUUUGAAUAACCAUUUAAAAACCAUUAUAAAAAAUAGUAAAAAAGCUCAUGAAUCAGGAAAUAAGGAAAGAAGUGGACUCAUUACAUUUAUUUCUAAGACCACAGUGAAUGUCAUAAUUGAUUCCAUUAGUUGCAUUAUGAAAAACAAAAUAUCUGAUGUGGUUCGUGAAGCAGGAAUGUACUCAAUAGAAAUUGAUACUACUCAGGAUAUAAAAUAUUCAAAUUCAUCUGGCCAUGGUAUGUUUGAAUUGCUUCAAACUGUGUUGAAAAAUAACAAUUUGAAUUUAGAAAUGUGCAUAGGUAAUGCAACAGAUGGUGCAGCCAACAUGCAGGGUAUCUACAUUGGCUUUACAGCUUGGUUAGUGAAAUCUUCUUCAGGACAAGUGCAUGUUUGUACUAUGUUUGUAUGCUGUCUUCAUAUUUUAGUCAAGUACUCGUAUAAUAUAUAUAGCAGUGCUUAUAGUAAUUUAGGAUUGGCAUACAAAUAUCUUUUAACACUACCAUCAACUCAGGUAGCAUGUGAGCGAACAUUUUUAAAUUUAAAAUGUAUUAAAAACAGAUUAAUGAGCAAACUCUCGGAAUCCAAACUAGAGGCGUUUAUGUUAAUGUCCAUCGAAAAAGAAGUACUUUAUAAUAUAGACACAGAUGACAUAAUCAAUAAAGUAGCUAGUACCUCUAAGACACUAACUAAAGAAUUAAUAAUUCGUGCAAUUGGCAGAAAAAGGCUGCCUAAUUCACGAAAUCAGCAAUCGAAAUUUGCCGACGUCGUGAAUUUGGUAGCCAAAUUGCCGAUUACACGUAUUUGGCGACAACAUUGCUGA
Sipha flava (yellow sugarcane aphid) is the source of this 894-nucleotide messenger RNA. RefSeq lists its product as uncharacterized. Bases 1 to 894 code for a protein of 297 amino acids. The transcript has 4 exons. The record is from RefSeq and is a predicted model, not a curated record. Lineage: Eukaryota; Metazoa; Arthropoda; Insecta; Hemiptera; Aphididae.